AUGCACGUCACCACGGAAUACAGUCAUUUUCUCAACAAGACACGUCUUGACGAAUACAAAGAGAUUGUCGCAGCCAUUUGUGUUCAAAACCUCUCUAGAUGGACCGAAGCAAUUGCAGAGAUCAGCACAUGGCCUGAAUACGAACUACAGAUAUUGCACUCACUGCCUUAUUGGACGGGGCAACUUGGUAUUAGAAAACUGUUCUUUAAGGACGAGAUUAAGCAAUUUGGUGCCUCUCUUAGAUCCUUGAAAGCGCUUGAUGCCCCGUACGCUGUGUUUAAGAUCCUCGCCGAGGAAGUCUUUUCGAAAACUGGCGUUGGGCCGACGUCAGAGGAGCUUUAA
Fusarium oxysporum Fo47 is the source of this 342-nucleotide messenger RNA. RefSeq lists its product as uncharacterized. The coding region runs from base 1 to 342 and encodes 113 amino acids. The transcript has a single exon. NCBI's taxonomy places the organism in Eukaryota, Fungi, Ascomycota, Sordariomycetes, Hypocreales, Nectriaceae. The record is from RefSeq and is a predicted model, not a curated record.